Messenger RNA from Drosophila takahashii, 1562 nucleotides. Lineage: Eukaryota; Metazoa; Arthropoda; Insecta; Diptera; Drosophilidae. The record is from RefSeq and is a predicted model, not a curated record.
AGUUCGAUACCGAUUGCCAGCUAGAGAUGUGCACUGGUCAGGUGGACUAUCAAGAAGAAGAAGAAGAAAAAAGGCGAAAAAUUGUAGAGAAAAAUAAAUACAUGUCUACUACCGCCAAGGUGUUCGUCGGCAGCCUGCCGCGCUGCAAGCCGGACGAACUGCGUCGCCUGUUCAGUAACUACGGCAAUGUCUGCGAAUGCGAUGUGAUGAACCGCUGCGCCUUCGUCCAUUUGGAGACCACGGACAUGGCGGAUGCGGCCAUAGCCGCCCUCAACGGCACCGUCUUCAAGGGCCAGCCCAUCGUGGUGGAGGCGGGCAGGCCAAAGUACCCGGGACCGAGAAAUGCGAGUUCCGGUGACAAUCCCGGUCGCAGGCAGUCAGAGAGUCAAGGUGGCAGCUCGGAAUCGGGCAAUCAAUUCAAGAGGAAUUUCCGGGAGGAAACAGGAGGCGGCGGCGGCGGCAGAUAUUCCAAUGCCUCGGGAAACAAAUUUGGACCCGUGCGGAACGAGUCCAACUACAGACAACAGCGCAGUGCUCCCUACUCCAAGGGAGGAGCACCACCACCACCGCCAGCAGCAGCAACACACAACAAUGAAUCUUCCAAUCAGGGCCAGGGAUUUAGAAACAAAUUUGCAGGCCGCGGCAACAACGAGGGGAGCGCAGGAGGAGGUCGCUUUGGCGGCAAUAGGUUUCAGCAGCGGGACAACAAUGGAUCUCAGGCUGGGCGGAGGAACUUUAAGAACAGUCCAACCAGUAACUAUCAAGGAGGCGGUGGCGGUAGUAAUAAUGACUUCCAUGGGGGCAGCUCCGGAGCAGGAGGAGGAUCCCUGAAUCAGCGGGGCGGCGGAGGAGCUGGAACCAACCAUGUGCGACAGGAUCGCCGAGGCUUUGCGCUGCCCGUGGAGCAUCAGCAGCAGCAGAUGGGCUUUGGGCGCUUUGGCAAUGGGUAAGUUGUAUAUUAGACUGUCUUUUAUAUUACUUACAACUUUGUUUUGUUACCAAACAGGGGCAAUCCACCAGGAGGACGUGGGUUCUUCAAUGGGGGAGGAGGAGGAGGCGGAGGCGGAGGCUUUAGACGCGGCAGCAGCCACGAAUCCAAUAGCCAACAAGGUGGCCCCAACAAACGCGGUGGAAAAAAUCACAAUCAGAAUGGCAUGAAUGCAUAUCACUCGGAGUUCCCGCCUUUGGGCAGCGGAGGCGGAGCGCCAGGCCAAAGAAACCGCUUCAGCGGACCUAGACCCGGACCAAAUAUGGGCGGUAAUAGAAGAUUUUAAGCAAGUGCAACGCCACAACGAUGUUUGCCAGUCCUCCGUGUACUCCAAUUUCAUAAAUGUAAUAGCCGAAUUUUGUUUUCCAUUGUUUCGCGCGCAGAAUCUUUUAGUUUAGCCGACUAUUCUUUUAAUUUGUCCUAUAGCCGUGUACUCUUAAGAACCAACAUCAACAGUAUAUUUGUUAUUCGUAGUUAAGAUUGUUUCGAUAUUUAUGCAAUACUUAAAUAAUCAUAUUACUUGUGUGCAACUAAAUACGAGAUACGAGUCAAUCAAUACAAUCAUAAAUACCAA